Messenger RNA from Gossypium raimondii (Peruvian cotton), 2214 nucleotides. Its product is annotated as acid beta-fructofuranosidase 1, vacuolar. Bases 109 to 2055 code for a protein of 648 amino acids. The record is from RefSeq and is a predicted model, not a curated record. Gene Ontology annotation, molecular function: beta-fructofuranosidase activity. Lineage: Eukaryota; Viridiplantae; Streptophyta; Magnoliopsida; Malvales; Malvaceae. Gene Ontology annotation, biological process: carbohydrate metabolic process. The transcript is spliced from 7 exons.
CUAUGUUGUUCUCUCUUUAAUUUUACCUACCAUUACCCUUUUCUACUUAAUCUCUCAUUGCUUACUUAUAUUGUAAGUGUGACCAAGUAAACCAAGUACAGAAGCUCAAUGCCCAAGAUGGAGGCCAGCAGCAGCACCUCCCAUGACCCGGCAUUGUUCCAUGCUCCCUUGCUACACCACCCUCGGAGAAGGAGCAGCAGACCCUUAAAGGGUUUCGCAGUGAUAAUUGGGUCCGUCGUUUUCCUACUCUCACUGGUCAUAUUAAUCGUUAACCAAAGCCCGGAGCCAUUAGCAAGUAACCCCAGUAGUGUAACGGAGGCAGGGUCGUAUUCAAUGGCGGCGCAGCCAAGAGGGAUAGCUGAAGGUGUUUCAGCCAAGUCAAACCCAUCACUUUUUGACAAAGUUGGGUUUAAUUGGACAAACGCUAUGUUUUACUGGCAAAGAACUGCCUACCACUUUCAGCCUCAAAAGAAUUGGAUGAAUGAUCCUGACGGUCCGUUAUAUCACAAGGGAUGGUACCAUCUUUUCUAUCAAUACAACCCCGAUUCAGCCAUAUGGGGCAACAUCACUUGGGGCCACGCUGUAUCAAAGGACCUCAUUCACUGGUUCUAUCUUCCACUCGCCAUGGUCCCUGAUCAAUGGUACGAUAUCAACGGUUGUUGGACGGGGUCGGCCACUCUCCUGCCAGAUGGCCGAAUCGUAAUGCUUUACACCGGCAGCACCAAUGACUCCGUGCAAGUCCAAAACCUUGCAUAUCCCGCCAACCUAUCUGAUCCCCUCCUCCUUCAGUGGUUAAAAUACCCGGGUAACCCGGUUGUUGUUCCCCCAACCGGGAUCGAAGACGAAGAGUUCCGAGACCCGACAACAGCUUGGCUUGGACCCGAUGGUUCCUGGCGGAUUGCUGUUGGUACAAGGUUUAAUACCACCAUAGGAACAGCCCUUGUUUUUCAAACGACAAACUUUUCUGACUAUGAAUUAUUGGAUGGGGUCUUACAUGCUGUUCCGGGUACGGGUAUGUGGGAAUGUGUAGAUUUUUACCCCGUUGCAAUAAACGGGUCGGUCGGACUGGACACGACGGCACUUGGGCCUGGAAUUAAGCAUGUCCUGAAGGCUAGUUUGGAUGAUACGAAAGUUGAUCAUUAUGCAAUAGGGACCUACGACAUGAUAACGGAUAAAUGGACACCUGAUAACCCGGAAGAAGAUGUAGGCAUCGGGUUGAAAGUGGAUUAUGGGAGAUACUAUGCCUCCAAGACAUUUUUUGAUCAGAGUAAACAAAGGAGGAUUCUUUAUGGUUGGGUUAAUGAAACUGAUUCUGAAGCUGAUGACCUCGAAAAAGGAUGGGCUUCCAUUCAGACAAUUCCCAGGAGUGUGUUGUAUGACAACAAGACCGGAACCCAUUUACUACAGUGGCCUGUGGAAGAAGUGGAGAGCUUGAGACUGAAUGCUACAGUGUUUAAGGAUGUUGUAGUUGAAGCAGGAUCAGUUGUGCCCCUCGACAUAGGCACCGCUACUCAGUUGGAUAUAUUAGCAGAGUUUGAAAUAGAGACGUUGGUAUUGAACAGCACGGAGGAUGAAGUCAGUGAUUGCGGUGAUGGGGCGGUUGAUAGGAGCACUUACGGGCCAUUUGGGGUCCUGGUUAUUGCUGAUGAUUCACUUUCUGAGCUCACUCCUAUAUAUUUCCGUCCACUUAAUACAUCCGAUGGGAGUCUUGAAACUUACUUUUGCGCUGACGAAACAAGGUCUUCUAAAGCUCCCGAUGUCACGAAACGAGUGUAUGGAGGCAAAAUUCCAGUCCUUGACGAUGAAAACUACAAUAUGAGGGUAUUGGUGGAUCAUUCAGUAGUGGAAAGUUUUGGAGAAGGAGGGAGGACGGUGAUAACAUCAAGAGUGUAUCCAACGGAAGCCAUAUAUGGAGCAGCACGGCUGUUCUUGUUCAACAAUGCAAGUGGAGUGAAUGUGAAGGCCACACUCAAAAUAUGGGAGAUGAAUUCUGCCUUUAUUCGUCCUUUCCCAUUUGAAGAAACAUUAUUUCAGGAAAUGGUUGCUUCCACAUGAUUAUCAUUUGGGAAGGGUGGAUGCCCCCAGUCUACAAAACAUAUUAGUAUUAUGUUUUCAGUGCAUAAUUUUUUUUAUUUGUUGGGCAUAUCCAUUCAUUUUGUUUUGUCGCCUGGUAUUUGGUUGAGAAUAAAUCGAUAAAAUUUUGAGAUUCUUAUA